GUCAACAUGUCCGUCGUGAAAAAGGUCUAUUUACCGUAGUAAUGUUUUUUUUUUUACAUGAAUCGCAACCACGUCUCCUUAAAGGCUCCUCGUGUGUUUUAAAUAGAAUAACAGCAUGUCAGCAUAUAUACUGACACUCCGUGUUCUGCUGGUCUUUGAACUCACCUUUUUGCCUGCGUGCCUGAGAGCCAGUGCUAACUCUGUGGUGAUGGUGCUCUUCCCGACACCACCCUUCCCUGACAGGACCAACACAACAUGCCGGACCUGGGCCAAGUUCCCGUCUCAUAUGAAAAGGAGAAAGAAAACUGUUUAGUUCAGCAGUUCAUUUCUAGAGUUUCGUCAGUAACCGUUUAUGUCACGAAAGUAGGUCAUCUGAACUGUCAAAGUAAUCCGAACCUACGGUCAGAGAGAAAUGUCGCAGUUAGGGAAGGCGGCCACGUUUGAUCAGCCGAGGUCACACGUUUAACGUAACUUGGUAGACCUAGUGUGUUUGGAAUAUUGUUAAACAUUAUUAUCUAUGUAAUAGUAACUUUACAUUUCCCGAGGGUAUAAAAACCUCAGCACUGAUAUUGAAAGCUUUAGCAAUAAGUAACGUUAAAACUUGAGCUGAUUUCCAAUUAGCUUCCGCUAGCCAGCCAAGGCGUCAGUUAAGCUUUAAAUUGAAUACCUUUUUAAAAACACGCAGUUUCUGACAGGGGCCAUCUCUAAACAACGACGAAACAGUUCGUGUAACGUGACGGAUGGACGAGCUAAAAAUAGGAACAUAGCUUAUUAUAUAUUAUUAUAUGACCGGUAACUAGACUUACCAUUAUUUUGUUCCAUAUUUUUGAAUUGACACAUGCACAGAGCUCAAUUACUUCCGUACAUCGUCAUGCGCCACCUAGCCAAUCACACAGCGCAUGCUACAUUUAAGUCCCGCCUCUUUUCCAACGCCACCAAUAAUAUGCCGCUGCGCACCAUAUGGCGCAUUAAAUCGCACAAAUAAACCAGUCUAUGGUCAAACGGGAUUAUUGUGUUUAGUGAACCGUUUUACUUGUCUUCGACUUUUAACUAAGAUGACUACUUGUGAUUUUAAGUACAUGAUGGGCUCGUUAUUUUAUCAAGUAAGCAGACCACACAUUAUACUAUAAUUUGCACAAAGGCCAGCCAACGACUCUUGGUAAAGGUAACUAAAAAAGAUAACUCCUCCCCCACUUGAGUCUCUUAUCCAAUCGGCACACGAUAAGGGCGUGGAGAAGUAAUGUUUACGUCUAGCUUGCUACGAAGUGGGACAGAGUGUAAACUGCACCUGUCACAAGGUCGGACAUACAGUAGAAGCACACUGGCAUUUUCAAAUGAGCCACUGCAAGACCGUGUAUAGGACGACUACUGUAAGAGUUGCCAUGCUGAGAAGAAGCAGGAACGGCCGGGCUCGGCAUUUGGCCUGGAGCGAAACACGGCAAGAGACAGAUGUUAUGGCAGUGAUCCAGACGAGGGACAGGGAGGAAUGGGAAGGCCAGACGACGACACAGAUCAGCGGCGUGGAGUCUGAGGUGGAUUACCUGGAGAGUUCUCAGGCCAUAUCUGAGGCGGUGGCCCUGCCCAGCAAAGUACCGGUGAUAGGGGAGUCUUUCUGCCAGUGUGACCGACAGAAAGAGCUCGGCCCGGGCUUCUGUGUCACCAGUGACUGCCUCUGUGGGGAGGAGGAUGAGGGUUUUGACUGGGAGUGGGACGAGCACUACAAGUCUUCCGGAGCCUUCCUCAGCUGCAACAAAAGGAAGGUGAGUUUUCACUCUGACUACAGCUGCGGCACAGCUGCCAUCCGCGGCACCAAGGAGCUCUCAGACGGCCAACACUUCUGGGAAGUCAAGAUGACCUCUCCUGUCUAUGGAACCGAUAUGAUGGUGGGAAUUGGAACUUCAGAGUUGGACCUGGAAAAGUUCAAAUUCAGCUUUGGCAGCCUGCUGGGCCACGAUGAGAACAGUUGGGGGCUCUCUUACACAGGUUUCCUCCAGCACAAAGGGGACAAUGUGAAGUUCUCCUCUCGGUUUGGCCAGGGCUCCAUCAUAGGAGUGCACCUGGACACCUGGCAUGGUACCCUGACCUUCUACAAGAAUCGACACUGUUUAGGUGUUGCUGCCACUAGGCUGCAGAACAAGAAGUUCUACCCCAUGGUGUGCUCCACAGCAGCUAAAAGCAGUAUGAAGAUUAUCCGUGCCUGCUAUACACCCACCUCCCUGCAGUACCUUUGCUGUGCCCAGCUCCGCCAAAUGUUGCCCUGCUGCCCCAAUGUACUAAAUGCUAUAGAGCUGCCCCCAGGCCUGCGCACCCUCCUGCAGUUACAGCUGGGCUGGGUCUUCACCCUCAGCAGCAGCCCUGAAGCCUCGGAGCAGCACGAGGAAUUGCUUGAGGAUUUCUACGAGGAGAUGAGCCUGCCUUCCAGCCCCAUCCCGAGCCCAGCCUCCACCCUGAGUGCCUGCGCCUCCCCGAGCCCCUGCACCAGCCCGUUUCUCGACACAGUCCCAUACCAGUGUCCCUGUCACAUGUCCCCUCAAUCUCAACCCUGCACUUGCCACUGUCCUCCAACUCCUCCCAGCAGCGACUACGACAGCUGCUGCUCUGAGCCGGAGGAUUACCGAUGCAAAAGAAGCCGCUGGACAUGACCUAGUAGUCAAAAGGUAUUUGUAAGUGUUUGGCACACAGCUAUUCUACCAUUGCCAUCAACAUCUCCUGUUGGAAAUCAAGAAGAGCAAUCUCAUCUUUUAGCCAUUUUUUUUUCUUAAUCUACAUUUGGCGUGGAUUGUUUCUUGUUUUUUAUUUAGCAAGUGUGUGUGACAUUCAAACAACUUUGUCAUUGAAUGGGGAGAAGGGAGUGAGUGUGUAGCGUAUGAGACAUUUAACGAAGUUGAGAUUUUAGAGUGACAUCUGGGUCAUUCAUUUGUAUUUUAGCCAAUUUCUAUCAUGGGGUUAAUGAUAACAAUAAUAAUAAUAAUUAUAAUGAUAUGCCAGUUACUGUUUGGAAGGACUAAUGUUUGCCAGAUUAGACUUUGACAAAAAAAAAACACACUGGAAAUCUUGUGAAAGUAUACACUUGUUAUUCUCAGGGACAGACUCCAGGGGGGAAGGAGUUGCUUUUUUGAUACUGUGGAAAAGACUUUUUGUAAAUGUGUUUUGUAAUCAGCAUUUGGCUUGAAUAUCAACAGUGGUGGUGUUCUUGCUCACCAGAGGAUUUGUUUUUCUAUUUACAGUUUGUUUGUUAACUUUCUUACUCAGGAAAUUCUCUAAAAUAAAACAAAAAUGAAAA
Perca flavescens (yellow perch) is the source of this 3283-nucleotide messenger RNA. It is a transcript of the gene spsb3b, whose product is annotated as splA/ryanodine receptor domain and SOCS box containing 3b. The transcript has 7 exons. Gene Ontology annotation, cellular component: SCF ubiquitin ligase complex. Gene Ontology annotation, molecular function: protein binding. Gene Ontology annotation, biological process: proteasome-mediated ubiquitin-dependent protein catabolic process. The record is from RefSeq and is a predicted model, not a curated record. The coding region runs from base 1335 to 2642 and encodes 435 amino acids. Lineage: Eukaryota; Metazoa; Chordata; Actinopteri; Perciformes; Percidae.